AUGUCAGCCUCGCUUCCUGGUAACCGCGCCCUGCCGGCAUCCCAGUAUGAUCUGGACACGUACUGGGGUCGUGUUAGACAUGCUGCCAACCUGUCUGAUCCUAGAACAUUGUUCACCUCUGCUGCCAGUCUCGAACAAGCAAAAGAUCUAGUCACUUCAUACAAGCAGGGCAAGAUUCAAUCGAUGACACCCGACCUUUGGACAGCAAAGAAGGUCAUUGAUGCCACACUUCACCCUGAUACUGGCGAGAAGGUCCUCCUCCCUUUCCGCAUGUCCGCCUACAUCUUCUCCAACCUUGUCGUAACAGCCGGCAUGCUCUCUCCCGGUCUCAGCACCACCGGAACUCUGGGCUGGCAAAUCGCCAACCAGUCUCUCAACGUCGCCAUCAACUCCUCUAACGCCAAUAAAUCAAUCCCGCUCUCCACCUCAACAAUGGUGCAAUCCUAUUUCCUCGCUGUAGGAGCCAGUUGCGGUGUCGCUUUGGGUCUGAACUCGAUUGUUCCUCGCCUAAAGCGUGUGAGCCCAAACACCAAGAUGUUAUUGGGACGCUUGGUGCCAUUCGCUGCUGUGGCUAGUGCAGGUGUGUUGAACGUGUUCCUGAUGAGGGGAGAGGAAAUUCGCAAGGGUAUCGAUGUCUUCCCCACCGAGACCGAGGCGCAGAAACUCAAGCGUGAGGAGGCCGGUCAACCUUUGCAAUCGCUUGGAAAGUCAAAGAAGGCCGCUACGCUUGCUGUGGGUGAGACUGCUGUUUCAAGAGUCAUUAAUGCCACGCCUAUCAUGGUGUUGCCUCCUCUUUUGUUGGUUCGUCUGCAAAAGACUCAGUGGUUGCAGCAAAGGCCGAGAAUGGUUACGCCCGUCAACUUGGGUUUGAUCUUCGCUACCAGUAUUUUCGCUCUGCCUUUGGCUUUGGCCAUCUUCCCCCAGAGACAGGCUGUCAAGGCUAACACUUUGGAGGCUGAGUUCCAUGGCCGUGCUGGUGAUGAUGGCUGUGUUGAGUUCAACAGAGGAAUCUAA
Molecule: messenger RNA, 1014 nt
Organism: Aureobasidium namibiae CBS 147.97
Lineage: Eukaryota; Fungi; Ascomycota; Dothideomycetes; Dothideales; Saccotheciaceae
Product: putative mitochondrial cation transporter
Exons: 3
Coding region: 1-1014 (337 amino acids)
Biological process (GO): mitochondrial transmembrane transport; monoatomic ion transport
Cellular component (GO): mitochondrial inner membrane
Molecular function (GO): monoatomic ion transmembrane transporter activity
Source: RefSeq, a predicted model, not a curated record